Messenger RNA from Harpia harpyja (harpy eagle), 6609 nucleotides. RefSeq names its product MAU2 sister chromatid cohesion factor (gene MAU2). Gene Ontology annotation, molecular function: protein binding; double-stranded DNA binding. Bases 30 to 2021 code for a protein of 663 amino acids. The record is from RefSeq and is a predicted model, not a curated record. Gene Ontology annotation, cellular component: chromatin; SMC loading complex. Gene Ontology annotation, biological process: maintenance of mitotic sister chromatid cohesion; mitotic sister chromatid cohesion. NCBI's taxonomy places the organism in Eukaryota, Metazoa, Chordata, Aves, Accipitriformes, Accipitridae. The transcript is spliced from 19 exons.
CCCGCCCGUGUUGUCGCGGCGGCCCUGAGAUGGCGGCGGUGGCGGCGGGCGCGUCGGGCUCGGCGGCCGGCGCGGCCCCUCAGCAACAACCGCCGCCUCAGCAGCAGCCGCAGCCGGCGGCGGGCGGAGCGGCGGGUUCCGGGGAGGCGGGCGGCGGAGGCGGCGGGGGGGCCGGCGGAGGAGGAGGUGGCGGCGGAGGUGCUGGGCCCGCAGCGGGGUCGGGGUCGGGCGGCGGCGCGGCCGGUGGGGAGUCGUGGUACCUGGCGUUGCUGGGCCUGGCCGAACACUUCCGUACGUCGAGCCCGCCCAAGGUGCGGCUCUGCGUGCACUGCCUGCAGGCCGUGCUGCCCCGCAAGCCCCCGGCCCGCAUGGAGGCCCGCACCCACCUCCAGCUCGGCUCCGUCCUCUACCACCACACCCGCAACGGCGACCAGGCCCGCGGGCACCUGGAGAAGGCGUGGUUGAUAUCCCAGCAAAUUCCCCAGUUUGAAGAUGUUAAGUUUGAGGCAGCCAGCCUUCUGUCUGAACUGUAUUGUCAGGAGAAUUCAGUGGAUACAGCAAAACCUCUGUUACGCAAAGCCAUUCAGAUUUCACAGCAGACUCCGUACUGGCACUGUAGAUUGCUUUUUCAACUUGCACAACUACAUACACUUGAAAAAGACUUAGUAUCUGCAUGUGACCUUCUCGGAGUUGGAGCAGAAUAUGCUCGGGUGGUAGGAUCAGAGUAUACCAGAGCACUGUUUCUGCUAAGCAAGGGGAUGCUCCUUCUAAUGGAACGAAAGCUGCAGGAGGUGCACCCUCUCCUUACUCUUUGUGGGCAGAUAGUUGAAAACUGGCAAGGAAACCCCAUCCAGAAAGAGUCGUUACGUGUAUUCUUCUUAGUCCUGCAGGUCACGCAUUACCUGGACGCCGGGCAGGUGAAAAGUGUGAAGCCAUGCCUGAAACAGCUUCAGCAGUGCAUCCAGACCAUAUCCACGCUGCACGAUGAUGAAAUUCUGCCCAGCAACCCUGCUGAUCUCUUUCACUGGCUGCCCAAGGAACACAUGUGUGUGCUUGUCUACUUGGUGACAGUGAUGCAUUCCAUGCAAGCAGGGUACCUGGAGAAGGCUCAGAAGUACACAGACAAAGCGCUCAUGCAGCUAGAGAAGCUAAAAAUGUUGGACUGCAGUCCUAUCUUGUCAUCAUUCCAAGUUAUUUUGUUGGAACACAUUAUCAUGUGUCGGCUUGUCACAGGACACAAAGCCACGGCGUUGCAGGAGAUUUCACAAGUCUGUCAGCUCUGCCAGCAGUCUCCCAGACUGUUUUCUAAUCAUGCUGCCCAGCUGCACACUCUAUUAGGGCUCUACUGCAUUUCUGUUAAUUGCAUGGAUAAUGCAGAAGCACAAUUUACUACAGCACUGAGGCUCACUACACAUCAAGAACUGUGGGCAUUUAUUGUGACAAACUUAGCCAGUGUGUACAUCAGGGAAGGCAACCGGCAUCAAGAGCUUUACAGCUUAUUGGAAAGGAUAAAUCCAGACCAUAAUUUUCCUGUGAGCUCUCACUGUCUUCGAGCAGCGGCUUUCUACAUCCGAGGUCUGUUCUCCUUCUUUCAAGGAAGAUACAAUGAGGCAAAGCGAUUUUUGCGAGAGACACUGAAAAUGUCAAAUGCAGAAGACUUGAAUCGAUUAACAGCAUGUUCUCUCGUACUCCUGGGUCAUAUAUUCUAUGUGUUAGGUAAUCACAGGGAAAGUAAUAAUAUGGUAGUACCAGCCAUGCAGCUUGCAAGCAAGAUACCAGAUAUGUCUGUGCAGCUGUGGUCCUCAGCUCUGUUGAGAGACCUGAACAAAGCCUGUGGAAAUGCCAUGGAUGCGCACGAGGCAGCACAGAUGCAUCAAAACUUCUCGCAGCAGCUCCUGCAGGACCACAUUGAAGCAUGCAGUCUUCCAGAACACAAUCUAAUCACGUGGACAGAUGGACCACCUCCUGUACAGUUCCAGGCACAGAACGGACCCACCACCAGCCUGGCCAGUCUCCUGUGAAAAAGCAUAACUAUCAGGACAGUGUGUUUAAAAAGAAAAAAAAAAAAAAAAUGCCAAAAAAGGAGAAGAAAUUCAUGCAAAAUCUUUUCUUCAAAGAAAAGGCAGCAAAUUCCUCUUCUAGUGAGGGCCUUGUAGGAAACAGAUUGCAUAAAGACAACGUACAUUUCAUAGACUUGCAAAGUGAGAAGGGCAUUUUAAGCUGCUUUUACAUAAUGUGUGUGAAUAUACAGCUAGUGUGUAUAUACCUACUGGUUUUAAUCUGCUUUCCUCUUACUGAGAAUUAAGGUUUAGUCCAAAGGACACUUGUUCCUUAAAUUGUUAGAUACCUACUUUUUAAAAAUUGUCACAGAAAAUGAAGAGGACUCAUGCAGUUUUGAAUACCAAUUGCAUUCUAAAUACUUCAACCUUCCCUGAAGUACGACGCAUGCCAGUUUUAAUGUUUUCUGCAACCUUCCGCUCCUGGGAAUAAUUGGAUUAAAUCAUGAUUGAUUGUAGGGUGCCCCAAGUUCUAAAUUUAGUUUCUGAGGUAAUAUUUUUUUCCUUCUCAUUGUCUGCAAGUCGUUGCCAGCGCUGUUUUUAGCCUUGCGGUGAAGGUAUGGAUGAGAUCGGCGAGAUCCGAGUUCUGACGGGCAGGGUGUUUGCAGCCGGGGGGUGUGUUAGCAUCCUCGGGGUGGCCUCCAGGCUGAGUGGAGCAGACGGGUGCUGUUGUCAGAGGAGCAGGUUUCACCUCCCGGAUUCCUGAGUGUGUGACAAUGUGCCACCACUUUGUCCCUAUGAGGGUCUUCCUUCUCUCUCCCUGCAUUGAUGUCCAGCCCCGCACAGGGUAAGGCAGAACCACAGCUCUCUCCAUCUCUGCUACGUUGUCAUGAUUUGUACGGAAGGAGGAAAGUUCUUGUCCUCCUGUCUAGUCCCUGCUUUGGCCAAGCAACUGGGAAAUAGCGUUUUGCCUCUCUACUGCAGCCUCACCAAGGGAAGGCAGCCAUCUGUGCCUUAAUGAUUUUUACAAGUGAUUGAAGUCAGAGUUAAAGUAGGUGGUUAAAACCCAGAUCCAGUAUAAGCCAGAGGCUUAUGAUAAAAACUAAACUAUAGUCUUGCCUUUGGCAAAAACUUAAUGUUUCCAAACUUUUCUGUUAGCUUUCCUGUUCUAUCUCAGUUUUUUGAACUCUUCAGCUGUGAAUUCUCACUGCGUUUGCCUGUGCCUCUGCAGCUGUCUCAAAACAGGACAGAUGAGGCCCAAGUUUGUUCUGCAGAAAACAGUAUAAGAGUUGUUAAUUCCAUGAAGUAUCAGCAGCUUUCUAGCAAGGAUCCAUGCCAAUCCGUCAUAGUGCCAUGUAAAGCUUGCGAGGUUCAUGGGGUUGAAUAAAGUGUUUUUCUCUCUUGGUAGCUCUGCAUAUUUAUCUCCCAGCUUAAAAGGGGGAGGGAAAAGGAAUCUGCCAGAAAAAUUACUUGUGUAGGGCUUUCUGUGGUUGCUUCUUUUUCUGAGGGAGGAGGAAAAUAUUUGAGGUGAAAUAUUUGACCCCCUCAAACCUUUAGAACUUUUACUGUAGAAGGAAUACUGUGAAAUCUGUCUUUAAUCAUAGAAUGGUUUGGGUUGGAAGGGACCUUGAAGAUCAUCUAGUCCAACCCCCCGCAAUGGUCAUUCUUUCUCAGAAAGUCUUGUCCCCUGUCUAGCAACAGCUCACAGAGACACUUGCUUUUUGUAAGUCAAACCCCUCAAUUUUCACUGCUGAAUGAUACUGAGGGGACAAGUGCUUGUCCAAUUACCAAAAUAGGAUUUUAUGUUUCUCCUGCUGGACAUGUGAUGCCUAUUUAGAUCCUGUUCUGAGACACUCUUGCAGAAGCAAUGUAUAUUUUAGGCCUUGUUAAAUCUCCAACGGGGAAAACAUGGUCUCAAUAUUGGUAUAGGGAGAGAGUCUUAUUACUGGGUUUGCAAGAAAAUAAUUCAGUGCUGUUUGAAGUCUCCCUUAGAACUCAAAAAACGGGGAAGAAAUUUGUGAGUUAGCGUACCGGGUAUCUGGAGGCACCAAAUACAGGAAAGUCCAUGCAGAUGGACCCUGUUCUGCAUCGCUUGCUCAUUGAGAUUGUUCUGUGUCUGCCACCCGGCUCUCGUGGUCUCCUGUCCCCUCGAAGGCUUUGAGUCGCAGAGCUGACAGCUGGCCUGCUGCGGCAUUCCCAUGGAAGCCGCCAGGCUCGCAGCACCAGCGGCAGGAGCCCGUCUCCGUGCCAGCACCUCGGUGGGCGCGCACUGCCCGUGUGGCCCUGGUUUAUGGCGAGAGGAGAUGGGUUCACGCUUGCUCUGCUUGUCGGUCUAAGACAGCUUGGCUGUGCUGCAGGCAUCUGUUGGAACAACUUCCAAAGCUCAACAGCUGUCAUGUGCUUAGAUUUUGAUCAGGAAUAAUCAGGUAAAUCCUACCUUGGGAAUAUCGAUAUCCCACGGACUAUUUUUCAGUCUUUCCCUUUUUUGGGUGUAUGGGAAGCAGUAUCUCUCUUUGGCUGUUCCCUCCCCAAGUUGCUGGGUUGCAAGAACUCUACCUGUUUUUAAGCACCUAAACACAAUGGCCAUUUUCUUGACAGUGCUCUUCACAGCUGAGGAGUGACUAGUAACUGAAAAAGACAUACUUUAAAAUCUGCUAGAGUCCCAUUCAGGUAACCCAAGCAUUCUCUUCCUUGUCUCUUGCUAUCCAGUCUGAGGCUGUUACUUAACUGAUGACAUGCCCAUCUCAACUAUAAUAAAUUGCUUUAAAUGUUGGCUAAAAAAGUGCUGCUUCUAUAAGGCAAUAUUAAAAAAUCCCAACUCUAGAGAGCUGUGGUUUGGGCUGAGUUUAAGAAAAGCAUUUUGCAGCGAGAUGUCUCCCAGUGCCUGCUCAGGUAGCUGCAUCUCCUGACCUUACCUUGCUGCUGGGGGACCUGCAGAGCUGAAGACUGUGUUGCAGGAGAGCUGCAGUGGCAAUUUUCUGGCUUCUCGUUGUUGGUACUUGUGUGCGAACCAGGCUGCUUUGCAGUUCAAAUCCCUUGCUGGUCUGUUCUCGGGAGGGAAGGAAGUACUUGAGGGAAAGGCUGCCUGCUUGCCUGUGAUGUAAGUGAGCUCAGGUUUUAAUAGGAACCAUUUGCUAAACCUGGUAGCUGAACUUGCAGCGUCAGGAGGAGCAACCUGGGAUUUCCCUGUCUGUGACAAGCCAGCUUCACCUGGGCUUUGCUUUUGUGCAGAACAGCACUCGGCCGCACUCACCCACAGCCCUGUGGAGUCCAGAACUCUGCUCCAUUUCCGGAGUCCUCUUCCCAUCACAGAAUUUAAAAAAAUCAUGUAAAUUUGAAAAUAACUUGGUGAUUUUCUAUCUCUAAAAUUCAAUGUACAUUUGUUACAAUGUACAGUGCUUUUUAACUACACUUGUAUAUUAAAUUAUUUAAUAGUUUUUGCUUUUCAGUAUCUUUUGUAUGUAGCAGAGAUUAAAACAAGGACCUCAUAACUGAAGUUCUUCCUAAUUUUCAAAUGCCUAUGUAAAGUUGAACAGAAAACUAGAAGUUUACAGUUUACAAAUAAUGUUCUGUUAAGUGCUUGGUCUGUCUAACUUGAUUUGAACAACAUAUUUCUAAUCUUUCUUGUCCAAUCAUUUAAUUCUCUAUAGAAACAAACAUGAAGUCUUUUAUGAACUUCUAAAAAAAUUAUUCUUCUAAAGAUGUAAUUUAGAGAACUGUACAGUUUUUUCUCUAGUAUUUUUAAAUGAGUAGCAAGAACUUACACAGAAGCAUCUAAUCACUGUUUUGUAGAUAGUGUAAAAACUUAUAUAUGUAUAGAGAAUGCAGUCUGAAGAAGUGUUUUCCUGUUGUAUUUCAUUUCCUACAGUAUGAACAUCAGAAAGGCCCAUGCACACAGGAAAUCUAGAUCAAUCUGGCGGCUGGGGAAUUUAAAAUAAAAUAAAAAUCAUGAACUUCAUCCCCUGUCAUCCCAUAUGUGCACUCACUGUGACACCACGAGCAAAAAUUGACAUUGAUAAAAUGUUAGGGCCUUAAGUUGCUAUGCUGCCAGUGGACACAUGGAGUUCAGCACAACAUAUUCUGUGUUACUUCACUGCUUUAAUUUUAUUCAGUUUUUCCAAAUUCUCCAGCAAGUAAAAUUAUGAUAGGAGGAGUUCAGUAAUGUCCCAUUUUAUUUUUGAGAUUACUGACCUCUCCAAAUGAUGCUGAAUAAACCCGUUUCCGUAAUGUACGGCAGUUCUUGCCACAGUGGUGGUGAGUGAGUGAGAAGGAAAUCAUGUCGGUAGUUUAGGCUGUACAGAACACUUGGAGAAAUCAGGAUGAAAUAACACCUGUCUGUGCUCUUCUACUGUCUGUCUUAGCAAGUGUAUUUAAUUGUUUCCCGCAGUGAACCUUUAAAUGUUAUGUCAGGUUUGUACAAUGUAUUGUUAAGUGUUUGUAGUUCUCCAUAAGUAGCAGGACGUGUACCUUCUGCCAGUGCUCCUUCCUGAAGCUGUAAAUACAGUAACUCAUGUAAUGAGAUGGAACCGGGGGCAUUCCUUUGUUGCCUUUGUUUCCUCUCGUUUUCUAUAUUAGAAGAAUUUUUAAAUAAAGUUUAAUUUUACUUCUUCUA